Molecule: messenger RNA, 893 nt
Organism: Sesamum indicum (sesame)
Lineage: Eukaryota; Viridiplantae; Streptophyta; Magnoliopsida; Lamiales; Pedaliaceae
Product: non-specific lipid transfer protein GPI-anchored 5
Biological process (GO): lipid transport
Molecular function (GO): lipid binding
Source: RefSeq, a predicted model, not a curated record
AUUUCUUAACCAGUCAAGCGUUCUUCCUUGAACUCCUCUGUCGACACUAAAGAACUACCUUAGACAAGAUCUAUGGCUACUACAAAGUACGAAAUGGUCUUGGUCGUAAUCUUUGCAUUUAUGCUAUGCAGAGAAGCAACGGCCCAGUCAAGCUGUUCCAGCACAAUUAUGAGCCUCUCGUCGUGUUUAAAUUACGUUACGGGAAACACAUCAACCCCAUCUGCAUCAUGCUGCUCGUCGCUUGCUGGUGUUGUUCAGUCACAGCCACGCUGCCUUUGUCCGUUGCUAACGGGCGGUGGUUCUUCUCUUGGUAUCGCCAUUAAUCAAACUCUUGCUCUGGCACUUCCUGCUGUUUGCAGUGUGCAGACUCCUCCAGUUAGCCAGUGCAAUGCUGUUGCUAAUGGACCAGCCGGUGCCCCUGCACCGUCCCCCUUGAGUUCCCCUACAGACGCCUCCACCGAACCAGCUGAGACUCCAGCUACAACGACCAUUCCCGAAUCUACAGGGUCGAAGACAGUCCCAAGUACCAACACGGGCACAUCCGGUGGAAGCUCUAUCACGUCAUCCAUCCAACUCUCAGCGUUCACUCUAUUCAUCGCUACUUGGGCUGCCAACACUAUCAAAUUUUGACUUCCCUCCAAGUUGCAUGAUCUAUUACGUCGUUUGCAGCAUCCAAUCUUAUUUUAUCUCGGCAAUUUUUCAUGUUACCAGCGUUUAUAUUGGCGUAAUUCUUAGUCAGUCCCUGUUACGGGAUCUGCUCAAAUCUUGAUUCAUGUUGAGAAGUUCUCAGUUCCCUGCUUGUUUUAUUUUGUACUGUCAUUUGUUCUCCAUUAUUGUCAUUUAUUUGGACAUUUGGCUUGUCAUGAGGAGUAAUACUAUGAGUAGUAUCAUAA